AUGAAGCCCCUCAAAGCGUGCCAUGAGUGCCGAAGAAGUAAGCGGAAAUGCACCCGCCGAAGCGGCCAAGUCGGAGACUCGUGCGAUCACUGCCAAGUCAGGAAUCUGAAGUGCACAGCUUCCUUGGCCAAUGUCCCGCCCCGAGGCCAUGCCCUGCUGCCAAAUUUGAAUCCCCGACCGCAUCAGGAGAAUUCGAUCGACGUAUCUGUUGACGUCGCUGCUCGCCUUAUUGAUUACUACCUCACCAAGCUUCACAAUCGACCUCAUAGUUUGUUCCACCCAACUACCCUAAAGAAACAGGUACGAGACGGCUCUAUCAAUAAGGCUCUACUGCUCUCUAUUUGUAGUAUGGGAGCCAGAUUCGACACGGAUGACGAGAUUCGCUCUCUGGAAAAUACCUAUAGUAACGAGUCUAAGCGAUUGCUUUUGGCUGAUUUGGAGAACAUUUGUAUCGAGAAUGUGCAGACAUGUAUCCUGAUUGCUAAUUUCUACGCUGCCCAUCUAAACCCGUCUUCUGAAGCCCUAUUCUUCCGUAUCGGCGUCAACUUGUUGCAAGUCAUGGAUGUUGGGACUUCUUCAGCGGCCAGGACAUUGAUAGAUCGCGAGAUAAGGAUAAGGACGUGGUGGACGCUAUACAUGGCUGAUCGCUGGUCAUCCUCUAGUCUUGGACUGGCACCUCAGAUCCGAGACUCCGAUAUUGCUGUUGAUCUUCCAAUGCAUGAGCCUAUCUUUGAGUCUCUCUCUCCAGACGAGACUAAACUGAACGUCUCCUGGCAGCCGGGACUUUGGGCGCACAAGAUUUCUCUUGUUCGCCUGUUUGGACCGAUUAAGGAUCUCAACCAUCGCAGUGUCUAUGGAAACAUCGAUCAAGACGAGAUUGAAUCGACUGUUAUGUCCCUCUCUAAAUUGCUAGAUGAUUGGGAAUGGACAAUCCCUCCGAACGUCAGGAUGAGUAUAGAGAAUCUUGAGCGAUAUAUCACAGUUGGUCAGGGGGGCGCCUUCAUAGCUCUCCAUUUGGGGUAUCAUCACUACGCGACGCUGCUAUACUUUCGCUUCCUCGAGCCCGCGGCAUCAUCAUCGCCUCUAGCGGCGAUAUACCGUGCUAAAUGCAAGUUCCACGCUUCAUCAUACAGCGAUCUUGUGAAAUUAGCUCGUCAGAAAGAAAACUGCGAAGUCAUUUACCCAACUGUCGGCCACAUGGCGGUAGUAUCAUCUUCGGUCCUGCUCCAUACACUUCUGUUCAGCGUGGAAGAGGAUGUCCAACCUGCACGAAAUGCCCUCAAGUCUAACUUUGAGGCGAUUCUGGAACUACGACGUUACUGGCCAAACACUGAGUCCAUGAUUCAUCGACUUGUUACCUUUCAAAAUUAUUGUCUACUUUCCAACGAUUACAGAACACAUACACUUGACGGGUGGAUGCUACGUUUCUUAAUACAGUACUCCCUUCCUCUUGGUGAGAAGGAAGUUGCACCCGUAAUAUCGGGCAUGGAUCUUGAUAUGAACAGUUUUUCAGCUCGUACUCAAGCGGUGACUGAACAGGGUAGAUACACUGCAUUUGAUAUUGAGGACUUGGUGCUAGAUGGCAUAAACAUGUUUGCUGUUGACGAAAUUGUUAGGAAUUGA
Molecule: messenger RNA, 1623 nt
Organism: Clonostachys rhizophaga
Lineage: Eukaryota; Fungi; Ascomycota; Sordariomycetes; Hypocreales; Bionectriaceae
Source: the annotation of a GenBank genome assembly